AUGGCAAGACCUUAUUGGAUGACGGUCACCGCCGGCGAGAGCCGGUCGAGAGAUCCGGCUGCUAGAGGUUCAGAUGUUAAUGCACUCAACAGGAUCUGUGUGGACCCAGACCUGUGUGGACCCAGUCCUGUGUGGACCCAGAACUGUGUGGACCCUGACCUGUGUGGACCCAAGCCUGUGUGGACCCAGAAUUGUGUGGACCCUGACCUGUGUGGACCCAGUCCUGUGUGGACCCUGACCUGUGUGGACUCAAGCCUGUGUGGACUCAGAACUGUGUGGACCGUAGCCUGUGUGGACCCAGAACUGUCCUGUGUGGACCCAUACCUGUGUGGACUGAAGCCUGUGUGGACCCAGAACUGUCUGGACCCUGACCUGUGUGGACCGAAGCCUGUGUGGACCCAGAACUGUGUGGACCCAGUCCUGUGUGGCCCCAAGCCUGUGUGGACCCAGUCCUGUGUGGACCCAAGCCUGUGUGGACCCAUACUUGUGUGGACUCAGUCCUGCAUGGACCCAAGCCUGUGUGUACCCAGUCCUGCAUGGACCCAAGCCUGUGUGGACCCAGUCCUGUGUGGACCCAAGCCUGCGUGGACCCAGUCCUGCAUGGACCCAAGCCUGCGUGGACCCAGUCCUGCAUGGACCCAAGCCUGCGUGGACCCACUCCUGCAUGGACCCAAGCCCGCGUGGACCCAGUCCUGUGUGGACCCAAUCCUGUGUGUACCCAGUCCUGCGUGGACCCAGUCCUGUGUGGAGCACUGA
Molecule: messenger RNA, 756 nt
Organism: Electrophorus electricus (electric eel)
Lineage: Eukaryota; Metazoa; Chordata; Actinopteri; Gymnotiformes; Gymnotidae
Source: RefSeq, a predicted model, not a curated record